Molecule: messenger RNA, 867 nt
Organism: Cercopithifilaria johnstoni
Lineage: Eukaryota; Metazoa; Nematoda; Chromadorea; Rhabditida; Onchocercidae
Source: the annotation of a GenBank genome assembly
AUGUUUGGUGAAUCAGGACAUUGUUCAUGUUCAACAUGUUGCAUUGAUUCAAAGCAUUAUGGUAAAAAUUCGCUUGUAGUUGUCAUUUUAAAAAUGGAAAACAUUUAUGUCUUUAUACAUCAAGUAUGCGAACUGGAAAAAGUAGCAACACUGUUGAAGGGAAAAUUAACAAAUUUGAAGAAUUCGCGUUAUAUCGCUCAAAAAGAGAACAAAAGUUUGAUUCGGCAAUCGAAUAAGUUAAUGGAAGAAAUUCGACAGAAAACGAUCUUCGCGAAAAAUUCGAUCCGAUCUGAUGAUGAAAUAGCAUUUGAAGCGGAAAAUUGGUCACAAUUAUGGCUAAGUGAAAAUGGACAGAAAAUUCUCGCUGAUAAACGAUUGUUAGAAAAUGCUCAACAAGUGAAGGUAAUUGAGAAACAAAUUGAAUACACACAUCGUCUUAUUACGCAUAAGCGAAAAAUAAUUGAUACAUGGCAAAAUGGUACCAUUCAAAAAGUUCACAAAGAAGGUCAACUAAAAUUGCUUGAAGAAGAAAAUUUGGAUAUGGAAAAAAAGAUGACUGAAUGGUUAAAAGUAAAUCAACGAUUGUUGAACAUAUUUGAUGCGAUAAAAGAUCGUGAAGUAGAGAUGAUCUUUGCUACGGAGCGUUGCAAGCAACGAAAUAUGCAAGUUCGGGAAGAAUGCAGCCAAAUGCAAACACAUAUAUUAGCAAUAUCGAAAAGAUUGGAUGAGAUAAAUAUGCGUAAUAUCACUAAUACAUCUUCCAGUUCAAUUACAUUACAUAGUCAAGAGAAUGAAUUAAAACGAAAGCAAUCUCUUAGUAUCUCUUUCAUUAUUAUCCUAAAAUUUUACAGUAAUAUGUAUUGCUAA